AUGGCGCACAAGACGACCUACUUGAUUCUCCUCCUCGUACUGGGUCUGAUCAUCCCCCUGUUCUGGGCCAGCCCUGCGCUCGCCCAGUCCCCUGAGCCAGACCUGAACAACAUCACCCCCUUCAGUUCGGGAGAACAGAUGCCGCCUGAGUUCUCGCAGAUGUGCCUGGGCAUGGUGCGGCGCAGCGACGAGUUCGACUCCAUGCUCUACUCCCUGGGAGGCGUGGGCGGCGCGCUCGACCCGCAGCGGAUCAACUGGACCCUCGUGCAGUCCUACCUCGCCAUCGACUUCAUCUGGCAGGACUACAGCCCAUUCCCCUCCCAGGGCAACUACACCAACGCGAGGCAGUUCUGGGCUGAGCUCAAUGCAAACCAGGACGUCUACCCGCUGGUAGAGGUGCCCGUGCGGAUGUGGCGCUCGUGCGACCCCCUCACCCGACGCCUGGUGGCCCAGUGGCGCGAGACCUACGGGCGGCGGGCCAACCCCAUCGUGCGGGAGACCAGCUGGUCGAUCUACAUCACCGAGUUCGACCCCUCCGGGCUGCUCAUCACGAGACAGGCCUGGUGGACCACCAGCAACAUGGCCAAAAUACUCAUCGCUGCGAACGAGCAGACAUAG
Acanthamoeba castellanii str. Neff is the source of this 618-nucleotide messenger RNA. RefSeq lists its product as uncharacterized. The record is from RefSeq and is a predicted model, not a curated record. Lineage: Eukaryota; Discosea; Longamoebia; Acanthamoebidae. The coding region runs from base 1 to 618 and encodes 205 amino acids. The transcript has 3 exons.